Molecule: messenger RNA, 365 nt
Organism: Diabrotica balteata
Lineage: Eukaryota; Metazoa; Arthropoda; Insecta; Coleoptera; Chrysomelidae
Source: the annotation of a GenBank genome assembly
GUUACUCUUAGAAAAUACCCACUCUUCUAAUUCAAAAUGAAACCUGUAUUUGUUGCAAUUUUUAUGGUCAUCGUUGUGGCUGCCGUAGCUGAUGCCACAGCUUUACUCCAAUGCGGUGAAAACGAAGCACAAGGAUGUGAACCCUGCUGCCCUCAAUCAGAAGUUACUUGCCAAAACAAAGUAGCUCAACCAUGCGAUAGACCUUGUGCACUAAUUUGUAGAUUUAAAUGCGUUUGUGCUGCAGGAUACCUCAGAGAUACCAACACCGGAAAAUGUGUAAAAGAUUGUUAAUAUUUUAAGUUCUAUAUUCAAUACUAUCAUAAAAAUAAAAAUGUUUCUUAAGAAAAAUAAAUAAUUUUAAAUAA